AUGCCGAGACGGCAACUCUUGCUCGGCCUAGCUGCGCCCGCAUUGGCCGUGACGGCCGUUCCCGCGCUUACCGCUCCGCCAUCCGCUUCGCUCGCCGUGCACGCCGCGGCGAGGCAAACGCACUCCUUCUGCGAGGCAGCGUGUGGCUCGGCGGCGGCUCGGCAGCGUGCGGUGCGGUGUGGGCGCGUCGUUUGCGCGCUUUCGCCCGCCUACGACUCGACCAUGCGCUACGCCGCCGUUGACUGGGCCAAGAACCUGCGGACGCUGCCGGUCCUCAUCUGCGCGUCCCAAGCCUUUGGAGGGCCGCUGCCGCCGCUGCCGCCGCUGCCGCACCAGCUGCUCGGCAGUGCGCUCGGCCUGCUGCUGGCGAGGAAGCAGUGGGGCGUCGUCACGUCGGAGUGCCGCGCGCUGGCCGGCCACGCAGUGAAGAGCUACCUGCGAGGCGAGCGCGACUCGCGCCGCCUCAAGGCGUUGCUGGCGCCGUCAGAGGUGCUUGCCCUCGACGCGGUCGUCAACCAGCCGCAGUACGUGCUCGCGCGGCUGCGGCAGCUGGCGCAGGCGGCGCGGCAGGUUGGGGUGAGCGAGAAGGAGCGCGAGGUGCUGCUCAAGAGCGUCGGGGUGCUGGGCGAGUGCGUCUCGACGUGCGAGCGCAUCUACAACACGCCCAUCCCGCUCUCGUACUCGCGGCACACCUCGCGCUUCCUCAUCUUUUACGCCUCCACGCUGCCUCUCGCCAUCGUCGGCGCUCCUUCCGCCGAGAGGAGGCGUGGCCCUCCUCCCCGCGCACUCGGCUGGGCGACGGUGCCGGUGAUGGCGACUCUCUGCUGGGCCCUCUUCGGCCGCCUCGAGAGAGAGGAAGAGGCCGGGUCGGGGCGGCGGGAGGUCUGCCGCACGAUCCGGCGCGACGUGCGCGCCAUCGCACAGUACGCUGCGCUCGCGCAAAACUACUCGACGCCGACGAUCGCCCGCGGCGGGCCGGGGCCGCGUCGCGAGCCCACGUUCGAGCUGCCCGACGGCUUCCGCCAGCUGCGCGCCGUGCUCGCCACCUCCGCCGCCGUAGCCACGGAGGUCUCCGAGGCGGCGAAGAAGAAGGCGACGGGGGGACAGGACGCGUGUGCGGAGAAAGUAGAACCAAUCGAGAGGUGGCAGAAGCCGCCGUGUGUGACACAUAUUGCGGCACGCGAGCCCACGUUCGAGCUGCCCGACGGCUUCCGCCAGCUGCGCGCCGUGCUCGCCACCUCCGCCGCCGUAGCCACGGAGGUCUCCGAGGCGGCGAAGAAGAAGGCGACGGGGGGACAGGACGCGUGA
This is a messenger RNA of Emiliania huxleyi CCMP1516, 1308 nucleotides long. RefSeq lists its product as hypothetical. The record is from RefSeq and is a predicted model, not a curated record. The coding region runs from base 1 to 1308 and encodes 435 amino acids. The transcript has 11 exons. NCBI's taxonomy places the organism in Eukaryota, Haptophyta, Isochrysidales, Noelaerhabdaceae. Gene Ontology annotation, molecular function: chloride channel activity.